UUAACCUCACGUUUCUCUCUCCCUCCCUCUAUCUUCUUCUUUCUCUCUUCUCCCUCGCCCAAAUAGGGAGUUCUAAAAUCUCCGACAUCGUUCCUCCGUCGCUGUUGUCGCUGUUCCGAGCAGCCAUCGCCGCUACUGAGCAGUCACCGCUACCCCCGGUCUGCUCUUGAACCGAAAUUCUGCGCCGAAUCGCCUCGACUGCUGCUGCUGCUCGUCGGGAAGACGAAAUGCCGCCGCUGCGGUGCAAGCGACACUGCUGCUGCUGCUUGUCGCCGCCUCUCAGCCGCCGGGUCAGGCUGCUGCUGCCGCCGCCGGGAGCCGUUGGGGCGAGGCUGUCCGUCGCUGUCCGCCGCUGCCGGCAGCUUCCCCCUCCCCGGAACCACUCCGAACAACCCCGAUUCAACCCGCAGGAUACGUUUUUAUCACAAAGUUAAGUUCUUUCGCGUGUUCGAUCAAGUACGGCGAUAUUCGAUUAGUUCUUUGUUGUUAAAUUGUUUGAUUUGUUUAUGAGAGUGGAUCUAUGAAAUCAAGCGUAUGAAAUUUAGCUACUAAAAUUUCAUGCUUUGGGAAAGGGAUUAUACCUCAAGAAUGGUUGGACUUGGUGGUGGAUGGACAAGAAUGGUGGGAAUUUCCUCCUCUUGCUCUCUCUCGGCUCUCUCUUCGUCUCUCUCUCACUCUCUCUUUUUUUUUCUUUGGUGUAGUGUAAUGUGAGGAAGAGAUUGAAGGGCUAAAAUAAUAAUUUGUGUGACUCUUGGGGGGAGAAUUGAUGGUGGAAGAGGGAAGGUGAAGGAGUGGAAAUUGGAGGGUCUCUUGGUGAAGAACCGUCGACCAUGAAGGAAGGAGAGUUUCUUUGCUUGCUCCCAUUUGUUUGGAGAGAUUUGGGCUUCUAAAUUAAUUAAAUGGGGUUGGGCUCAAUUAGUUGUAAUGCCCACACUUGUAUAAUUUUUUAUUGGUUAGACUUUUAAUUGUUGUGGCCCAAAGCCAUUUUAUAUAAACAUUUGGACUUAAAUUUUAUUAAUUAUUUCAUGACAUAUAUUAAUUUAGUACUUAAAAAGUACGGGGGUUACAACUGGCUAUGUUGUCAUGCGUGCUGAAGGCAUAUAUGAUGUGGAUGCCAAUACAUCAAUAGAUCAGCUCUCUGAAGAACUUCACAUUAAAAUGCCAGAGGGUCAUCAAUAUGAAACCAUUUCAGGUUUUGUCUGCGAGGCAUUCGGAUAUAUCCCGAGAACAGGUGAGACAAUACAAGUAGUCCUUGAGAGAGAAAAUCAAGAGGACCAUGUUAACUAUCCGACCGGCAAGAAGAAAAUGAGAAAACUCAAUUAUUUAAGCUUGAGGUUUGUUUAAUUUUCCAUUUACUCCCCCUAUUAAUAUUAUAAGCGGUAAAAACUAGAUCAGUGGAAUUGUAUCAACUUAUAAAUAGUAAAAUGCCCAACCUUCAUGUUUUGAAGUACCAUACAUACUUAUUAUGAUAUAUGAAGAAGGCUAGGUGUACCUAUCUAAUUCACCCUUUUAAGGCAAUUAGGACGCGUUCGGUGUGGAGGAUUUCUCCAGAAAUUUGAUUUAUUUCUGCCCAUUUAUGUUGCAAUUGAUCUUGAAUUUGUAAUGAAAACUGUGUGCUUUGUUGUGCUAAAUUAAUUUCUGUGGGGUGCUUUGAUUAUCUAGCCCGUCAUAAUAUGCACCUUUGAGUUUCAUAUAAUUUUGAAUUUAAUUCCACCAUUCCCUCUGUUCUUCUGUUUUGCCCGUAAUUUUUUUUGAAUGUGUGCAUAUGUAUCAUAUAGAAAGAGUAGUCAGGUACUUAUUUGGUGAUCAGCCUACCAAACAUUUUACACUACCAUUGCGCCAUAGCCACGAUGAGAACUCCAGAUAAUUCCGCGAGAUUACUGAUGAUGCUUGAAGACAUCAUGCUAUUAUACCGGGUAGAGCGCACCAUUCUCGUACAUCGUUACAUCAGAGCCCACACAAACCGUACUAGGCGUAGGAUCAUUGAACAUGCGAGGCAAUACAGCUUGAUAAGUAAGGUUCCUCAGCAAUUGAUACACUUGGAACGACUCAUUAAUGUCACUGAUGUUGACUGUAUAGCAAACUUAAGAAUGGAUCGCAACACAUUUGAGAAGUUGUGUUGCAUCCUCACUGAGCAGGGAGGCUUGAGACCAAGGAAAUGCAUAGGCAUUGAAGAACAUGUGGUGAUUUUUUUGGGCGUCUUAGCGCAUCACAAUAAAAACCGUGUUGUCGUUUCAGUUUUUUUAGGUCCUGUUCGAUAGUGUCCCACUACAUGAACAAGGUUUUGGGGGCUGUUUUGAGUCUCCACAGAGUGUUAUUGUCGGAGCCUACACCCGUGCCGGAUGAUUGCAUUGAUCACAGAUGGAAAUGGUUCAAGGGCUGUCUCGGUACACUCGACGAUACACACAUCAACGUACUGGUUAGCAACAGUGGCAAACAGCGUUAUCGCACGCGAAAGGGGACUAUUGCAACGAACACCUUGGCUCUUUGCGAUCGCAAUAUGCAGUUUGUUUAUUUCCUACCUAGUUGGGAAGGGUCCGCCGGUGACUCUCGCGUACUCAGGGAUGCUGUGGCGCGCCCCAACGGCCUAAGAGUUCCACAGGGCUGUUACUAUUUAUGUGACAACGACUACGCCAAUAGCAACGGGUUUUUGACGCCGUACAAAGGGGUUCGAUACCACCUCAAGGAAUGGGGCAUAGGGAAUGCACAGCCACAAAAUCCGAAGGAAUUGUUCAACAUGAGGCACAGCAAGGCUAGGAAUGUAAUCGAGAGAGCCUUUGCGGUUUUGAAGAUGCGUUGGGGGAUAUUACAUAAUUGUAAUGGGCGUCGGCAUACCCGAAUGCAGAUGUGGCAGGGGGAAGAUGGAGUUGCGCCGUGCGGGGAAAACGACUACCAAUGCAGGACGCUACUACUUCAAAUGUCCCGACAAACUCACCCAUGUUGGAUCAUUUCAGUGGUACGACGAGGCUGUCCGGGGGCUGGGACAGGGAGGGAAAAGUGGCGUAGAAGGACAGGGAAAACCAGUUAUGACUGAAGAACAGAGAUCUUAUGCCAACUGCAGUGCUGGUGAAUAUAAAGGCGGUGGCCAUUGCUGCCGCGCUUCAACACCGAACGAUUUGAAGACCCUAAUGCAGCUUGGGUUCAUGGCCGUCGUGUUGGUAGUAGUGGGAAUAAUUAUAGGCAUGCUUCUGUGAACUGCAUCUUAUUCAGCAUAUGAUAGCACUUUUUUGUUAUUUACGCCAGUAUAUAUCAGCCCUUCUCGUGAUCCUUUUAUAUUUUGCCAGAUUACAUGUUGUUUUUGUGCGUAAUAGCAUCAGUAGAUGAUUCCGCGGGCAUGGACGGGCAUGUUUAAGUGAUUCCAGUAGAUGACCAAUUAGAGUGUCUUUUAUU
This is a messenger RNA of Salvia splendens (bonfire salvia), 3390 nucleotides long. RefSeq names its product DUF21 domain-containing protein At1g55930, chloroplastic-like. The record is from RefSeq and is a predicted model, not a curated record. The transcript has 5 exons. The coding region runs from base 2273 to 3034 and encodes 253 amino acids. Lineage: Eukaryota; Viridiplantae; Streptophyta; Magnoliopsida; Lamiales; Lamiaceae. Gene Ontology annotation, molecular function: flavin adenine dinucleotide binding.